Messenger RNA from Apis cerana (Asiatic honeybee), 3848 nucleotides. RefSeq names its product activin beta chain dawdle (gene daw). Lineage: Eukaryota; Metazoa; Arthropoda; Insecta; Hymenoptera; Apidae. The record is from RefSeq and is a predicted model, not a curated record. Gene Ontology annotation, molecular function: growth factor activity; cytokine activity. Gene Ontology annotation, cellular component: extracellular region.
GCAUAUUAUUAAAAUAUCUGCGAUAUUUUGCACCUUUCGAAAAAAGAUGGAACGAUCGUUACAUCGUUCGGACAAUAACUUGCUCGAUCUUUCUCGGAAGCGAUAAUUUAAGUUAACCUUGAAUUCACCGUGUAAUCAUUUUCUGGCUGAUAAUUUCUCGAUUACCUAACGACCGCGUCCUCGAAACAAAGUUUCGGCGAGGGGGUAAAGAUUUAUCGAAAAAAAAGAUGAUAGACGCGCGCGCAAAUGAUCGCCGAUCGAGCAAAUUACGCGGAAGAAAUUUACUCGACGUAUUUUCAUUCAUCGAACGUAGUAUCUCUCUGGAAUAUACGAUGCGAUUACGUACGAUGCGAUACGUGUAUGGUAAAAAUAGGGGAGGUAGAUAUAUUUUAUAUACCCUUUCGUUUAUCGUAUUCUUUCUUCUCCGCGAGAAACCGCGUGGAAUUGGCCGGCUCGAGCGAGGAGUUGAGAAUGUAGGUGAGAAUGAUGACAAAGGGGACGAAGCGAAGCAUGUUCGUGACGCGUGUUUCAACCGACGAUAUCAGUACGAUUCGUCUCCAUCCAAUCCGCUGUAUCCCCCGCUCAUGGAGCAAAGUUCAGACUGUACCAAGAACCGAUGCGUGACUGAAACCAUCCCAACGUUGUAUCUUUAGUCUUGGCGGAUAAGGUGGUUGAGUGAAGAAGACGGCUGGAUCGAUCGAAAAGAUAGAAUCAACAGAGUCUAAAAUUAGAGUCGCUCGUUCAUCGUUAAAGUGGAUCGAACAUCGAUUUUCGCCCGUUGAUCGAACAAAUAUAUACAUAUAUAUAUAUAUAUGUAUAUAUACAUAUACAUAUAUAUAUAUAUAUAUAUAAAUAUACAUGUACGUAUCCCGCAGCCAAGCAAAGGACGGAAUUUCGCGAUAAAUAAAGGUGAAAGAAAAGAGAAAAGAGGGUGAGAGGGAGGGAUGGUGAAGGGGAGGAAGGAAACGAAUUCGGGAAUGAGGGUAGAGAGGAGUGGAAAGGUAAAGGAGUAAGGUAAGGGAAGCGAAAGAAGAGAGAAAGAAAGGAAGGAAGGAGAGUUGGUAAGAGAGAAAUUGGUAAAAUGUAAGGUGGAACGAAGCGAGGAUAUAUUUGGAAGAAAAGUGGGAUUCGAGUUGAUGGAAUUAAUCGGCGAUUGGAUCGAUACCGAACGAUUUAUGGAAGAGAGGAGUCGAUGGAAAACGAAUGGACGUUGUACGAUCGGUGAGAUCCUUGGAAAGAAGAUCGAAGAUAGAUAUCGGUGAAAGAGAAUAAUUGGAUCGAGAAAUCGGGAGGCGAGAAGAGAGAGGAGAGUGUGGGAUAUCGAUAAGCGUAAAAAAAUAUAGGAACGAUGCGUCUGAUUCAACGAUUGUUGUUACUUUCCCUUCUAUUGCUGGAUAAUCAAGUGGAAGUCAUUUUACCGAAAGUCACCAAUACCAUUCCUGUCGUUCGAUGGAGUUCUUAUUCGCGGUCGACCAGCUCGACUUCCUCGUCCUCGUCUUCGUUUUUAUCCUCGUUGUCAUCUUUCAAGGAAGAAGAUUGCGCCGGAUGCGCGCAAAACAAAGUUGGCCUGAUCACCGUUACGGAUCCAAUUCUAACGGAACUAAGAGUCGAAUAUGUCAAACAACAAAUCCUCAAGAAGCUACGGCUUUCCAAACCACCCGAGAUAUCGAUGCCGCUCUCGACCUUGCCAAAGCCUCUGAUAAAUGGCCGUGUGCUCGAACUUCGACCCGGAGCGCCACUCGAACCGGAAAAAUCAGUCGACAGUUUUUACGGAAAAACUGAUCAGAUUGUCGUUUUUCCAAACGAAGGUAUUGCCGAUUCGAAAAAGUGCCGGCAAAGAUCGAACCAUUUGACGGCAUGCUUCACGUUUUAUCUACCGAACGAAAUGCAAUUUGUGGACGUGACCUCGGCGCAACUUUGGUUUUACAAGGAAUAUGACGAGAAUGACGACCGGAAUCAAACUUUUGUACUCUCUGAACUCGAUCAUUGGGAUUUGUAUGGAAACUUUGAAAAAAACAUGAUCAUGGCUAUCUUUGAAACCGAUAUCAGAGAGGGAUGGGUCAAGGCCGACGUGAGCUUCACCUUGAAGAAAUGGGUGAAAGAACUUCGGUUAAAUCACGCGAUACAGAUAGCUUGCAGCACUUGCUCGAUCGACCGAGAUACCGCGCCUGUAUCCAUUCGACGAACUUUGAAACCUUUCCUCGUCAUACACACAUCCCCGUUACCGCAAAAAAACAGGCCGAAGAGAAACUCGAAUUGUUUGCCGGAAAUGAAGGAGUGUUGCAGGGACGAACUCUACAUUAAUUUCGAAGACAUCGGUUGGAGCGAUUGGAUCCUCCAUCCAAACGGAUAUCACGCGUACUUCUGCCGUGGAUCUUGUUCUUCCGCAGCUUCGUUAACCAUCAGUGGAUCUCUCUACAAUAAUGUGAUCAGAAAGUUAUUGAGCAAAAAUGGGAAUACGAUACAUCGAAAGAACGAGAUCGUUCCAUGCUGUUCACCUACGCAAUUAUCACCGAUUCAAUUGCUCUACGUUGAUUCGAACAAUACGAUUACGCAGAAAACAUUGCCGAACAUGGUAGUCGAAGCGUGUGGUUGUAUGUGAUUUCGAAAAAUCGAUCGAUUCUUUACAAUAAUGUAAGAUGCAAUCCUCGCAUUAAUCGAUUUUUCCAACUUUUUUCAAUUUCCAUUUCAAACUUCGUUGUACGUAUGUACCUGCCUCGUUCGUUACGAGUAGACAUGCGCGUGUAACUUGUGUGUACAAAAUUCUCCAAUGUUGCGUUCAAUAUGAGAAUAGUACGUCAAGUUUGUGACGAGAAUUAAGAAAAUAACUAAGAAAACGUUACGUUAUAUUUAAAUGGUCUCGACCAAAAGUCGUCUUCCAGAAAGAUCAGAAAUUAUUGUGCGAAAAUAGAGCCGAGAAUGUGUACAUGCAUAAAUUGCCUUUGAUCUUGGCUUUGAUAUCGAACGAAUCGUCGCGUUAUAUUAUAUACGUAUAUGUACAUACUUAUAUAUAUACAUAUAUAUUAUUUACGCUAUUCUCAUUAUUAUACAUAUGUAUGCAGAAAUUUACCAUUUUUUUAAUUUUUCGAGAACGAUAUUUAUAAAUUGAUAAGUUGAAUACAAAGUUGCGUAAUGUCGAUCAGGAUCACAUGCUUAUAUGCGUACAUAUUGCGUACAUAUUGCGUACAUAUUGCGUAAAUAAUCGAAACAGUAUUCAUUUUCUAGCUAUAUUUUCCGUUAUCGUAAAAAUCGUACGUUUAAACUAUUAGUUAUUUCAUAUUUAAUCCAAAGACAAUUGUAUAAUUACGCGCGCACGUUUUGAUAAAAUAUAUUUAUUAUUGAAUCAAAUCAGUUAUAUUAGAAUAGAUAAACAAUCGUUGAAGCUUACGAUACGAGAGAACUUGCUUCUAUGAUAAAUUCACUUUGACUAUUUUUUCUUUUUUAUGAAAAAAGUGAUACAAUCGUUCCCACUUAUCCUAUUAUUCCUAUGUUUACGGAGGGAAUCGAUCGUAAGAUAUUUCUGCACUAUCAUUAUAUUUAUUAUCAUUUAAUUGAAACAAUAGAAAAAAAUAAUUAACCGAUCAAAUGAAAUUAUUAUACCAGAUAUAUUUUUAUUCUACGUAUGCGUAUCGAUUCUAAAAUACAUUGUUAUUUUAUUUUUGUUCCAAGCAUUAAUAAUAAUUGAGAAAUUGCAAAUACUACUGCAAUGAACGAAUGAAAUAAAAAUAAGAUAGAGGGGCUAAAAAAUAUUUUAUAAUUACAAAUCAAAUAUGCGAUUUUAUAUUUCUGUAAUAUACUUUGUUCUCUUUAUACAGAUUCAAUGAAUAAAUAAUUGAUUGGGACGCUGA